AUGGCUGCCCCUGCAAAUACCCCCCCUCCGUUCCGUGUCGAUCACGUUGGCUCCUUCAUCCGACCCAAGGCCCUCUUCGACCAGCGCACCCUCUUCGAGCAGAACGAAUGUACCCAGGAAGAUUUGAAGCCUUUUGAAGACGCUGCGAUUGCACACGUUGUCCAAGUUCAGCGUGAGCUUGGCCUUGCAACGAUCACUGACGGUGAACUUCGGAGACACAUAUUCUACGAGGGAAUAUUCAAUCAGCUAGGAGGAAUCAAGAACUACUGGCCACAUAUCCGAAGCUUUGGGGACAUGGGAUUUGAGGAGUUCCCCUCUUGCUUUUGCAUGGACAAAAUAGAGCGAAUCCGACCUAUUUUUACAGAGGAUUUCGCGGCUUUGAAGCAACUCGUCCGUCCCGAGGACGUCAACCGUCUCAAAGUUAACUUCUGUCCUCCGAAUUGGUUUCACCACUUCCAUGGCCCAGACUUGACCUAUGAUAAAUCGGUCUACGCUAACGAUAUUGAGUACUUCAAAGACGUCGGGGCCGCAUACCGCGCCGAGAUCAAGGAGCUUUAUGAACUCGGGUGCCGCAACAUCCAAAUUGAUGAACCCACUUUUCCUUUCUUCUGUGUAGAUGAAAUUCUCGACGACAUGCGCAAACAAGGUGUAGACGGGGAAAGGCUCAUGGACUCGUACAUUUUUGCGAUCAACUUAUGCACACAAGACCGCCCCAAGGAUUUGAAUAUAGCGUUGCAUGUCUGUCGCGGAAACUUUCGAGGCGUUGGCUUUGCUCAUACAAGCUAUGAGCGCAUUGCUCAAAAGCUCUUUCAAAUGGUGGACGUUUCUACGUAUAUGAUUUUGGAAUUUGACGACGAACGUUCCGGAGAUUUUACCCCCUUGCGAUUUAUUCCGCCCAACAAACGUGUCGUCCUUGGGAUUGUGACAACCAAGAGUCCCAAACUUGAAGACCCCAAAAUCCUGAAGCAGCGAGUUCACGAAGCCUCUGAGGUCUUGGCGGCAGGCAUUCCUCCACGAUCGAAAGAGUGGGCACUUAAUCAAAUUUUAAUCAGCCCACAAUGCGGAUUUGCCUCCGUUUGGCAUGGUAAUCCUGUCACUGAGGACGACAUCAGGGCCAAAAUACGACUUCUGCAUCAGGUGGCUGAUGAGGUUUGGGGUCGUUGA
Molecule: messenger RNA, 1164 nt
Organism: Mycena indigotica
Lineage: Eukaryota; Fungi; Basidiomycota; Agaricomycetes; Agaricales; Mycenaceae
Product: Methionine vitamin-b12
Exons: 15
Coding region: 1-1164 (387 amino acids)
Molecular function (GO): zinc ion binding; 5-methyltetrahydropteroyltriglutamate-homocysteine S-methyltransferase activity
Source: RefSeq, a predicted model, not a curated record